This is a messenger RNA of Octopus sinensis (East Asian common octopus), 1329 nucleotides long. RefSeq names its product 28S ribosomal protein S5, mitochondrial. Gene Ontology annotation, molecular function: RNA binding; structural constituent of ribosome. Gene Ontology annotation, cellular component: ribosome. The record is from RefSeq and is a predicted model, not a curated record. Gene Ontology annotation, biological process: translation. Lineage: Eukaryota; Metazoa; Mollusca; Cephalopoda; Octopoda; Octopodidae. The transcript has 2 exons. Bases 50 to 1315 code for a protein of 421 amino acids.
GCACGGGGAGAUCACUCUAUUUCAUCACUUCGCUCUCCUGUUUUUAAAGAUGGCGUCGGCCAUGCUGUGUGCGGUACGUACUUCGUUUUCUGUUUUACGUCCUUUACAAACAUGUCACAGCCCUUCGAUAUUACCACUGCUGCAAAGCGCAAGAUAUUUGCCUAUCCUAGCAAACCUUACUGAUAUCCGUUUCUCUUCUUUUUUCAAACGUCUUCCUGCUGAUCGUCUCUGGGAGAGUGUCGGUGGUGUAAGUAAUGCUGGUAGGAAAAAAGGUAGAGGUCGUGGCCGGAAAAGAAAAGUGGAUCUACACAUCGGUCAAAUUCUCGGCGAUGGUCAACAGCAGAUGGUUUGGCCCGGACUCAAUGCCCCUGUCAUGAAAGGUAAAAAACUGUUGAACGUUGAAAGUUUACCACACAAUCCCGACAGAAAGGAACAGAUACAGAAAGUAAGGGACCGUUUUCAAAGAUCUCGUCAUUUAAAAAUUCCUGCUUUGCAACGUGGAUGGACAGGGAGACGGAUGCCCGGUAUGAGUAUAGGACCUCCAGAUCCUUUAGACGAUUUUACAUUUGAAGGUUUCGAUACAAGAGUAUUAGAGCUUAAAACCGUAGCCAAUAUGACAGCAACUCUGGGACGAAAACGAAGCUACAGUGCAUUUGUUGUGACUGGAAACAAAAACGGUCUUGCCGGGUUUGCUAAAGGUAGAUCGGCUUCAGCUAAGGACGCUCUUAGGAAAGCGAAAAAUAAGGCUGCCCUGCGAUUACAGUAUAUUGAACGAUUCGAGGAUCACACACUAUGGCAUAAUAUAUUUUGCCAGUAUUACGCAGUGAAAGUUUUCGCUAAAAAAAGACCCAAAGGCUUCGGUUUAACGUGUCACCGAGUUCUGAAAACUAUUUGCCAAGUUAUCGGAAUUGAAAAUAUGUACGCCAAGGUAGAUAGCCACUCUAAAAACACACAGUGUAUGACCAAAGCCUUCUUUGACGGUUUGUUGAAACAGGAAACACACCAAGAACUUGCAGACCGGAUGAAUAUGCAUCUUGUGGAAUUCCGAAAUGAAAGAGAAUAUUUUCCAAAUGUUGUUGCUUCACCUUCAGACGGAAAAAUUUUGGAUGCUCCUCCAGCAAACAUUGACUUGGAUUUUUCGCAGUUGUACUAUGGUGGGAAAAGGCAAUUACAGAAAAAGAAACGCUCCAAUAAUAAUAAUCCAUUGAUGCGAAGGAAACUAUGGCUUGACUACAAACACAGAAACCAGUACCAAUCUAGAUUGGAUAGAAUUGUCCUCGGAUUUGAAGAACCUGGGAACCAACAACAAAAGUAAAAUGUGUUCAGAUG